AUGUUGGACCAGGCCCUGCAGGUUACUUUUGCAACACAAGCAAAGCUAAAAAUCAGAAACAAAGGCACUAUUUUUCAAUUCAAAGCAAACUUCAAAAGAGAGCCAAUGGAGAAGACUACUCUAAUCAUUUUUGUUGGUAUCAUAGCCUGCCUUGUCUCCACUACUUCAGCAACAGCAGGGAUUGCCACCUUUUAUACAAGUUAUAUUCCUUCUGCAUGCUUUGGAAAUCAAGACAAUGGUAACAUGAUCGCAGCAGCCGGAGAUGCACUGUGGAAUAAUGGGGCAGUGUGUGGAAAAACAUUCACUGUAACGUGCACAGGAGCCCGAAAUGCAGUACCACAUCCAUGCACAGGCAAGAGUGUAACCGUAAAGAUUGUGGAUCACUGUCCAGGAUGCCCCUCAACCCUUGACCUCUCCAAAGAAGCCUUCACUCUGAUUGCUGACCCCGUUGCUGGUAUCAUUAACAUUGACUACAAGCAGUAA
Messenger RNA from Theobroma umbraticum, 483 nucleotides. Its product is annotated as putative EG45-like domain containing protein 1. Gene Ontology annotation, biological process: systemic acquired resistance. NCBI's taxonomy places the organism in Eukaryota, Viridiplantae, Streptophyta, Magnoliopsida, Malvales, Malvaceae. Gene Ontology annotation, cellular component: cell wall; apoplast. The record is from RefSeq and is a predicted model, not a curated record.